AUGGUGUACGAGUUGAAUUUGACUGUCGGGCCUUAUGGACACUUGGUUGACACCACAGGAGCAUUCCUUGAAGAUGCUUAUAAAAACCACAAACAGCACAUGGAGAGUAUGACCCAUCAGCUGCAGGAGAAAAAGAAACUGAUUGAAGAUGUGUCGAACUCCAUUAACAACGGACUUCUUCAGGUUGAUCGGAAUCGUUCAUCUGUUCAUGAUGAAAUAAAGAAGUCCAUCUGCAGUUUGAUUCUCGAGAUAAACAAAAAGGGAAAGAUGCUAAUGAAUCAACUCGAGGCUGUAACAAAGGAUCAUGAGAGUGUCUUGCGAAAACAACAGGAGGACAUUGGCUAUCUGUCCCGACACUUGGAUCAUGUCAUCAACUUCACCAAAUGGGCCACAGUCAAGAAUGGGGGCACGGCCCUUCUGUACUGUAAACGUCUGAUUCUGUUUCAGAUUGGAAACCUCCUGCGGGCAAAAUGCAGUACCUCAUUUAUUCCACAGAGCAAUGUGCGUUUCCAAUGCCGGUCCUCCUACUGGGCCUCAAAUAUUGAUCUGGGCUCUUUAGUGAUAGAGAGUGUACCAGGCCACCAGCUGGUUGGUUUUCAGGGUAUCCCUCAUCAGCAGUCCAACCCUGGGCAAGGCCCCUCAGGCUCGCCCCGCGGCUUUGCCCUGGGAGCUCCCCUCAACACACUGGCUCAGCUCCAGAUGCAGGUAGACAAGCUGAACCCGCAGGCCCACUGGCAGCCGCAGCCACCUCCUCCACCGUGGACAUGGUACCAGAGUGUGCGACUACAACGAACACUCCCAGGGCCCCUGCAAGGGGGCUCUCCCUCCCACAGUAUGCCACCUCAACCGGGCCGAAGGUUCAUGGUGCCUCCUCCAAACCACAACAGCCCAACGAGCACCUUCCCAAGCCCUGGGUUCACACCCCAGCCUCUGAGGGGGGUGGAAAGCAGCUCCAACCACCAAGCCAGACCCAUGGACAUGUUUUCCCCCUCACAUUUGUACACCCAUGGUGCACCACUGCCCAUCACCAGCGGCGUGAGCUCGUCUCAGUCACAACAGACAAUUGGCCCAAUGUAUGUGCCGAAUCCAAACCAUUCCCAGAGCCUGCCACCGUCUUUUCCACACAGAAAUGUGCAAGGACAACAGAUUUCCCCAGGGUACACUGCUGCAUCCCAAGUGGAGAAACCAGGGACUGUUUCCUGGGAGACUCCAGAAACUCAUCAGAUGCGUGGAGCAGCGGGCUCAGCUGUCAGGAAAAGACGAAGGUCGUCACCAGGGCCCAUCAUUGUCAUCAAAGAUGAGCCAGAGGAUGACAACAGCUAUGUACAGAACAACCAAAGAGCCAACCUUCCUGACAGCACAGGGGAACACCCACAAAUCAGUGCCCAUGGCGGAGGGAACAAGACCCCAACUGUUCCUCAAAGCACAGAUGACAAACCCCACAGCCACUCACAGCCUGCGAUCAGGCCGCUGGACCAGAGUAAGACUGAAGUUGCACAUCACAUCCGUUCUCUGGGAGGAGAAGAGCAGGUAGUGCACGAUGAAGCACGGCUGGAAGACUCUAAUGACGUCUUGUGUGCUGUGUGUCAGAGAGGAGGGGAGCUGCUGUGCUGCGAUAAGUGUCCCAAAGUUUUUCACCUCGCUUGCCAUGUUCCAUCUCUCCUCAAAUCUCCCAGCGGGGGGUGGUUUUGCUCUUUCUGCCGUGACCUGUCGGUGCCUGAGAUGGAGUACGACUGUGACAGCAAACCUGAGGCCAAAACAGUAAAGACGGAGCCAGACUCUGAAGGAGGACUUCCCCCUGUGGACAAACGAAAGUGUGAGAGGCUGCUGCUGCGCUUGUUUUGCAGUGACCCCAGUUCAAACUGUGGAGAGGUUGCCUCCCCCUCGGUAUGUGCUAAUAACAGGCUGACUAUAAAGGGACCAAUGAAUCUUUCAACUGUGAAAGAACGACUGGGGGCUGAGCAGAGUGUGUGCUACCAAAGCAGCGCAGAGUUUAUAUCAGACAUCAGGCUCAUCAUCAGGAAUUGCAGACCCUUCAGUGAGGCUGUCACAGAAGGCAGGAGGCUGAUGGAGCUGUUUGAGGAGCAGCUCAGGAUCAUCUUUUCCGACCAAACCUUUCCAGAAAUAAAACUGGAGGUGAUACCAGACUCUCAAGUGUCAUCUCCUCACAACAUUUCCCAGCCUGCAAAGCCCCAGCGCACAUUUUCCCAGGAUACAACAAACUGUCCCAGUGGAGAUGAUGGAGUCGUAUAAGAGCACAAAUCUUCUCAAGGGUGUUGUGUACAGUAUGCAACAACACUGCUAGCACCAGCUAAUGUGUGGUGUAUGGAAGUUCAUUAAAACAUUCAUGACACCAAAUGAAGCCACUAAAUGAUGAAUUGUCUCAGAAAAAGAUCAAGGAAUCAGGGCACUACAUUUUCUAUAUUCUGGAUUUAACUGUUACAACUGUUGGAUUAACACUGAAACUGAAUUUAACACAGGGGAUGUGACUUCUAGCUGCAAGUACAUACAAUACAAGCAGCAAACAGAGGUACUUACAGGGUAUAACUGACCUUUUAUUAUCAUACCUUAUCAUGGGCCAUGAGUUAUUACACUGAGCUAAUCAAUGGUGUAAUCAGGUCGGGUGUGUUUUCCCUGGUACUCAUGGCCCAACACCCUGCGUGUCGUUUACAUCGUUGAAUGAACCCUGAGAGGAUGCUGUUGAUGAAGCAAAUGAGAGGAAGAGAUGGUAUCAGAGGCAGAACAACAAGUUUGGAAAGCUGCAGGGGUUUUAUUGCAACCUCCAAAGACAAGCCCUGUGCCAGGCAAUAAAACAAGGGAUUGCAGAACGCUGCAGCCAGGAUCAGAGGAAAGACCCCAGCUGGGCCCCAAGAUGUUAGGGACACACACCCAGGUCUGAUCAGCCUGUGGUGGGCCUGUCUUUGAGGAGGGUGUCUUGUGAUUAAAUGGCCAAAACACCCUAUGACACUAAGGUACACAACUGAUGAUAUGUCCCUAACAUCUGCUGGUGGUUGCAGGAGACCUUCUAAUGUGCAAGGGGGAUUUACCAUCUUGUCCCAUGUUCUAAAAAGCGGUCCAUGUGUAAAUAUAGCUGUGACAGGAGGCAGGAUGAUGAUCGCAGUUUAUCUAAUGUGGAAUAAAAUGUGUUACCUUCCACCCCCACCCCUCAGGCUAGUAAAGCCACUGCAUAAAGGUAAUCAAAGCAGUGUGAUAAAAGCACAGGCUGUUUGAGAUGUUACACUGUCACACAUAACUAUACAGUAUUGGUCUGAUUUGUUUUUUUCAA
Molecule: messenger RNA, 3286 nt
Organism: Paralichthys olivaceus (Japanese flounder)
Lineage: Eukaryota; Metazoa; Chordata; Actinopteri; Pleuronectiformes; Paralichthyidae
Source: RefSeq, a predicted model, not a curated record